UUCAGCUCGGCAGUUCGGCGGCAGCUGGAUAGAUAGAUAACCAGAUAGGCAAGCUACCUACCGGAUAUCACAGGGUCCUCCCCAGGACUUCCGAUUGCCGAUCGAGAGUUCUUGACGGGCGUGUGCGUGUGCGAGUGCGAGUGUGUGUCCAGUGUGUGGGUGUGCAAAUUAUAAAUAAAAACAAGCAUUCAUAAUUAAUCAUUCGAGCGUGACUUUAAUGCUGUAAUUUCGCCUGAUUGAUGGCCGGACAUGACUCUGGGUCGCGUUUUCCGCGACGUUCGUCCCUCAGUCCGCCUGAGCAUCCCCGAAUCGCCGUUGCCACUGCCGCAUUCCGAUUCGAAGUGUAUUAGCAGAAUGCUGCAUUGCCGUUGUGGGGCAAUUUAUUGCCGUGCCCGUAACUGAGAAUCUCUCGCCGAACAGAGGAGGCCUCCGCCGCCACACCCUUUCGCCCAGGACCUCUAAUCAUCAUCCUUUCUCCCCAAUGACAAAUGCCAUGCGGGCAAUCGCUGCCCUGGCAGCCGGCGUGGUUUCAGUGGUGGUCACCGCCAGCAGCACCGCCAGCCCCGUUAGCACCACCACCACCGCAGCCACCGGGAGCAGUGGUACCACCAUCAUCAGCGGGAGCGGAGGCAACAGUAGCAGCAGCAGUGGAUUCCCCACAAAUUCCACGCUGCUGGACGCCGAUCACCUGCCGCUGCAGUUGACGACCGCCAAGGUGGACCUGGACAUUGAAAUCGACAUCCAACUGCUGACAAAUGGCUACGAUGGCACAACGCUGACAUCGUUCUACAAUGAGAGCAGCUGGACAAAUGCUUCUGAAAUGGAUACAAUAGUUGGUGAGGAACCGGAGCCGCUGUCACUUGUGUCAAUUGUAGUUGUUGGAAUCUUCCUAUCGGUGCUGAUAUUCCUCUCGGUGGCCGGCAACAUCCUGGUCUGCCUGGCCAUCUACACGGAGCGCAGUCUGCGCCGCAUCGGCAACCUGUUCCUGGCCUCCCUGGCCAUCGCGGACCUCUUCGUGGCCUCGCUGGUGAUGACCUUCGCCGGAGUCAACGAUUUGCUGGGAUAUUGGAUCUUUGGAGCGCAAUUUUGUGAUACUUGGGUGGCCUUUGAUGUCAUGUGCUCGACGGCGUCCAUUCUGAACCUGUGCGCCAUCUCGAUGGACCGCUACAUCCACAUCAAGGACCCGCUCAGAUACGGCCGCUGGGUGACACGUCGCGUGGCUGUCAUCACCAUCGCCGCCAUUUGGCUGCUGGCCGCCUUCGUGUCGUUUGUGCCCAUCUCGCUGGGCAUCCACCGGCCCGACCAGCCGCUGAUUUUCGAGGACAAUGGCAAAAAGUACCCCACGUGCGCCCUGGACCUCACGCCCACCUACGCCGUCGUAUCGAGCUGUAUCAGUUUCUACUUCCCCUGCGUGGUCAUGAUUGGCAUCUACUGUCGGCUAUACUGCUACGCCCAGAAGCACGUGAAGUCCAUCAAGGCGGUGACCCGGCCCGGCGAGGUGGCCGAGAAGCAGCGCUACAAGAGCAUCCGGCGCCCGAAGAACCAGCCCAAGAAGUUCAAGGUGCGCAACCUGCACACCCACAGCUCGCCGUACCACGUGUCCGACCACAAGGCCGCCGUCACGGUGGGCGUGAUCAUGGGCGUGUUCCUCAUCUGCUGGGUGCCCUUCUUCUGCGUCAACAUCACGGCCGCCUUCUGCAAGACCUGCAUCGGGGGCCAGACCUUCAAGAUCCUCACCUGGCUGGGCUACUCGAACUCGGCCUUCAACCCCAUCAUCUACUCGAUCUUCAACAAGGAGUUCCGCGACGCCUUCAAGCGCAUCCUGACCAUGAGGAACCCCUGGUGCUGUGCCCAGGACGUGGGCAACAUCCAUCCGCGGAACAGCGACCGCUUCAUCACGGACUACGCCGCCAAGAACGUGGUGGUCAUGAACUCGGGUCGCUCCAGCGCCGAACUGGAGCAGGUCUCCGCGAUUUGACCAAGAGGCUGUCAAGGCUGCUGCCUCAAUCUCUCCGCCGGCGGUGGCGGAGCGGCCACCUGGCUGCCCUGCGGAUGCGGUGGCCUCCACGUGGACGACGACGACGAUGGGGCGCUGACCACGCGCUAUGUUCCAUGAGAUUCGGUCACGGCGGCCACCGCCACCAUUGUGGAGACCGUGGAGGCCGCGCAGAUGGAGACGGAGCUGCUCUAGGCCGGCAAAUGGGUUCCUACAACCAAGUCGAUCCAGUCUCAACCCAGCUUCAACCGCAAGCAAUCCCAGCAAUCCUCAGCCCCGCUCCAGUGGACAUGGAAACCUGUAAGUAUUAUCAGCGCGUCCCCGAGACUAAGCAAUCAACUAUGCGUAUACUUAAUCGCACUAGUAUCUAGCUGUAAAACCUAAAGAAAAAAGAAAGAAAAAAGAGAUACAAAUCGAAACCCAACCCGAAACGUGAUUAGGUCUAAGAUCUUCAACCCGGCACCGAGGAGCUUCUAGUUAAGUUUCUGUUUGGGUAUUCAUGGCGGUCUGGCUCCAUGCAAAUGCGAUUAUUAUGGAGUGACACAUGUCACUUGCCACUCACCCACACAGACAACACAAACAAACACAAACACACUUCCCAGAAAAAAGAAGAGAAGAAAACGCUGCAUACAUCGCGGCGCCCUCAUAUUGGAAGCGCUCUACAUUUGAUUUAUUGAUGAGAAUUUAUGGCCAUUCAGCGAACAGGGCUGCCAGCUGCACUCGUAAAUCAUGCAAAAUGAUUAUUGUUGUUAUUAUUAUUACGGGCACAGCGCACAAAAGCUGUAAAACCCCCGCCGACUCCCCCCACAUUCCCAUAUUUAUACUAUAAAUGUUAUGUUUAGUUGGAGUGCCACGAUGAUAGCGAGUUUUUACGACCAAACUUUGCAGACUGAUUUGAAUUUAUGCGUUGAAAUCUGUUCCACGAUGUUAAUUAAGCCAACUGUGAUUGACACCGGCAAGCGAAAACAAUAGCAGCCAGUCGAGAGGUUAGCCUUUGGCUGCCGCAUUCCGGGAACUCUGAUUACCGGGUGAUUUAAUGAGCGGCACCUGCGAAAACACAGCUAUCAGCCAGCGGCGUAAUGAACAUGUUGCCCCUGGCACCGUUUUUCUCCGGCCAUGUCUUGUCUUGUAUCCCGGGCUCCAGAACCCAGCCACUGGGGGGAAACAAAUGUAAACAGUUUGCUCUUUACGCCAGGAUGAAAAAUUAUGCCAGCACAGGGAAAAAUGUCUAAUUUAUUGGGUCAGACAGUGUAAAUAUCGCGAUAAUAAAUCAAACAGUUAUCAGGAAAGAAUAGGUGGUAGCGUUGACAUGACCUAGGGACCUAUAAAAUAUUACAAUAAUGACAGAGAGGUAUUUCUGAUUAUUAUUUUUGUGUUUAUAACAUUCUGAUCAAGGAACCCGUAGUAGAAAUAUAAUGACAAUUUUAUAAUAGUUUUUUUUUCGUAUUUGUAGUUUUAAUAAAUAGUUAGCAGAAUUACAUUUUUAUAAUAAUAUUUAUUUUUAUUUUCCUAUUUAUUACAUUUUAAAAACAAGUAACCAGCAAUUUAGUUUCCUUUUUCUUUCUUCUUCUUUUUCAAGUGCUAUUUACCCAUCCGUGUGGCGAAAUUGUUUUCUAAAUUAUGAUUUUUCCCGGUGUAUCUCAGCCUGCGAGCUGUUUCCCCCCUCGGCACUCGAGUUUCAAUUCCGGUUAUUUGCGGAUGCCGCAACUCUUGCCAAGUCCCAUUCCCCUUCGCUUCUGUUAUUAAUACAAAGUACUUAUUUCCCACCCCAUCCAGCCCCAUAUCAACCCAACCCAUCCAGACAAUCCGCUUACAACUUUUUCAUUCUUUGUUUAUUCGAUUCCCUUUCGCGCGCUCUCCUUUUCGUAUUUAUUUUGGCAGUUUAUUAAAACUUUGGCGCUGCUUUCGUCAUUUUAAUUACAAUACAGCGAACAAAGGCGAAGCGGCAUUUGUUAUCGAUGGCCACGCCCCCGGGAAGGCCCGCCCAACGCAACGCCCACUGGAAGGAAAUCGGCACUGCCACAUCUGGCACGCAAUCAAUUCAACUUCAACUCCAUCAACGAUUUUGCACGUGUCGCAGGUUCUCCGCCCGGUGGAAAGGCUUGAAUUUCGGCCUCUGAGUGCUUUAUGGCACACACGCAGUGGCCUUGCCUCCAAGCCCCCUUUCCACCCACUCCCCAGCCACCCACUGAGGUCCUGGCCCACUUCCCACAUUCCAUUUGGGUUUAUUUGGGGCACAGCCAUUGACUCUGACUUUGGAAUUCGGAAUUUGUCGUUGCCUAAGCCCUCAAAAAACGGCAUGAUAAAUGUGCGUGGCGCGGCCCUAAGCCUUAACCCAUUAUGUUCAGAAUUUGCCUAUAUUGAAUAUUGAUUGAAAUGAAUGUUAGGUACAUUUGUCGUACAAAAAGUACACAACAAUUUAUGGUGAUGGUCAUGAAAUAAACAUUUUUAAUAGGAUGGAAUUCUUUAAAUAAAGAUC
Drosophila biarmipes is the source of this 4475-nucleotide messenger RNA. RefSeq names its product dopamine receptor 1 (gene Dop1R1). The transcript has 6 exons. Bases 482 to 1978 code for a protein of 498 amino acids. Gene Ontology annotation, molecular function: G protein-coupled receptor activity. NCBI's taxonomy places the organism in Eukaryota, Metazoa, Arthropoda, Insecta, Diptera, Drosophilidae. Gene Ontology annotation, cellular component: membrane. Gene Ontology annotation, biological process: adenylate cyclase-activating adrenergic receptor signaling pathway. The record is from RefSeq and is a predicted model, not a curated record.